GAGUCACGUGGGGGGGUGUUCCAGAACGCGGUUGCGUCACAGCGAGUUUCAAGGAGAUUCCGGGCGUCUCUUUCGGAGCGAAGCCGGGCCAACCGCAGCGAGCGACCUCGCCAUGCCCAGGGGCAGCCGGAGCGCGCCCUCCCGCCCGACGGCGACCAGCAGUCCAGCAGCGUCUCAUUCUUCACUUCCUGCUCAUCCUCCUCCUUCCGCCAUGGGCACUCCUGCUCCGCCUCAGCAGCCUGGCUUGAUGGCCCAGAUGGCUACCACAGCAGCAGGGGUGGCUGUUGGCUCCGCCGUGGGCCACGUGGUCGGUGGCGCUCUCACGGGGGCAUUCAGUGGCGACAGCAGCUCCUCCCAGCCCACGAAAGUGGCCAGCAGCUCUGUCCAGGAGUCCAGGCAGAUACCAACCCAUCAGUCAUCCCAGUAUGGACCUUGCCUGUAUGAGAUGAGGCAGUUCCUGGAUUGUGCUACUAACCAGAAUGACUUGACCUUGUGUGAGGGCUUCAACGAGGCCUUGAAGCAAUGCAAGCAAGCCAGCGGUGUGACUUCCCUCUUGUGAAGAAAUGAGAAAGGUCAACCCUAAGCGACAAAAGGAUCCUAACGGGGACAAAGAGAAUUAGCAGAGAAUCUGACCAGCUCAACCUGGUUUUCUCAGAUGUAGAUUUAUAAGCAAGGAAAGGUUUUAAAUGCAAGGAUAAAUUGAUUUUUGUACAGAGGAAAGUCAAAUAAAAGCAGAUGGUUUAUUUAAAGCUA
This is a messenger RNA of Crotalus tigris (Tiger rattlesnake), 753 nucleotides long. RefSeq names its product coiled-coil-helix-coiled-coil-helix domain containing 10 (gene CHCHD10). Gene Ontology annotation, biological process: mitochondrion organization. NCBI's taxonomy places the organism in Eukaryota, Metazoa, Chordata, Lepidosauria, Squamata, Viperidae. The transcript is spliced from 4 exons. Gene Ontology annotation, cellular component: nucleus; mitochondrion. The coding region runs from base 113 to 559 and encodes 148 amino acids. The record is from RefSeq and is a predicted model, not a curated record.